Messenger RNA from Parathielavia appendiculata, 730 nucleotides. RefSeq lists its product as uncharacterized. Lineage: Eukaryota; Fungi; Ascomycota; Sordariomycetes; Sordariales; Chaetomiaceae. Gene Ontology annotation, molecular function: proton-transporting ATP synthase activity, rotational mechanism. The record is from RefSeq and is a predicted model, not a curated record. Gene Ontology annotation, biological process: proton motive force-driven ATP synthesis. The transcript has 5 exons. Bases 118 to 423 code for a protein of 101 amino acids.
GCCGCCCCAAUUGAGUUGGACUUGCGAAUUGAGUAGCUGGAGCUCCAUCUGCUCUGUUUCUCCUCGUUCUUUUUGACCCCUCGACGAGUUUGCGAGCGCGCGACGCACUUUACCAAAAUGAGCUACGUCACACGCAGGGCGCUUUCGACGCUCAUCCCGCCCAAGGUCGCUUCCCCGAAGGCCAUUGGGGCUGCCCCCGAUGCUCUCCGCAUGCAGCGCGUUGUCAACUUCUACGAGAAGCUUCCCCGGGGCCCGGCUCCCGAGGUCAAGCCCACCGGCAUUCUCGGCAGAUACCAGGCCAAGCACUUUGGCAAGAACCCGACGGCGAAGCCUAUUGUCCACGCCAUCGUCUUCCUCCUCGUUGUCGGCUACGCUCAGAACUACUACUUCCAUCUCCGCCAUCACAAGAACCAUGCCCACUAGGAGGGGCCGGAGGGAGAGCGUCCUUGACUGGUAAAAACAUGGGCGUGUACAUAAACUGUUUCCAAUAGACAGGGCGCCUAGCACGCACUGCAACAGAGUUCUCUUUGUCGCUCCUCAAUGGAAUCCCAGCUUGCGGGGCGGAUAUCUCGUCACAGCCAUUCCGAGUCUCGCAACAUUAUGCUUUAAGCUCAGCAAUGGACAGUUUGAUGUGAGGCGCUGCCGAGCUCUGGGAAGAACAUUGGGACGGCGCCUUCAUCCUGACUUGGUAAAUUGAGCUUUUGAUGCCGAAACAAAUGAAUCAACACUA